Aplysia californica (California sea hare) is the source of this 530-nucleotide messenger RNA. RefSeq lists its product as uncharacterized. The record is from RefSeq and is a predicted model, not a curated record. NCBI's taxonomy places the organism in Eukaryota, Metazoa, Mollusca, Gastropoda, Aplysiida, Aplysiidae.
CUGUCCACGUAUUCUCUAUUUCAUGUGACAAGUGUACAGCGAUGGCAUCCUCCGACCAGCUGAAGUCUUUGCCAUCUCAGCGUAAGUUGAUCUGGGAGAAUUACAAUGAGCAGAAGACACAACACUGGCCAGCCAGGGGGAGGCAUAUACUGGCGCACUACGAUGACGAAGGCAUCGUUGUUUAUCAGGCGUUCAACAAAGCUAUAGCUGAGUACGCGGUCAAAUUUCAAAGAUUUGGCGGUCCGGCUUACCGGUUUGAGCGCAUGUCUUGGAUCAAGACAAACUUCAUGUGGAUGAUGUAUCGAUGCGGCUGGGCCAGUAAACCCAAUCAGGAACACGUGCUGGCAAUCAGGAUCUCUCGGGCCGCUUUUGAAGAUAUUCUCUCUAAGGCUUUAACAAUGGAGAAGCAGAAAGAGCAGUCUGUCUCCGCAGACAAGUUACAAGUUCGGCUACAGUGGGACCCCGACCACAACCCCCAGGGGGGCCCUGCUGCCUCACGACGGGCCAUACAGCUGGGUCUCAAGGGACAG